AUUGCCGUCACGUCGUCGUCACUGCGCGCGCCGUGCGCCGACUUGCUCUUGGCCGUGUCACCGUCGCUGUCGUUGUCGUACAACCGUCGUCGUCGUCGUCUGGUCGCCGCGCGCGUUUUUAUUACCGCUCUUGGUUUGAGUGUUUACCUGUGGUUAUAAAAUACCACCCGAGUGAUUAUAAUAUUAAUAAUAAUAAUAUUACACCUGUGUGAUAAUAUUAAUAAUAAUAUUUGAAAACAAAAAAUUCAAAUAGAUAUUAUUAUUUUAAUAGUAUAAUAUAAUAAUAUAACAAUAUCAAAACGAUACUAUUUUUCGUUACUGUUGUUGUUAUUAUUAUUAUUUUUCGUCGAAAUCGUUGUUGUUGUUGUUGUUGUUGUUGUUUUCGCUUUUCCUCGUUGGAAUCUUAUCUUUCGGAAUUUUAUCGAAAUUUUGACGGCCGAGUUGCGAAGUACCCGCGAAACACGCAAAAAAAAAAAAAUAACGAUUUCGCGCGCUCAAACGGUUUCCGCCAACGAGUGCCCCCCAACGACAUUAUAUUAUUAUAUUUAUAAAAAAGUUCAUCGUGUUGAGUUAUUAUUUAAUUUUUUCGAUUAGAUUUAAUUUCUUCUACGUUUUACCUUUUUUUUUUUUAUCCGCCGAUCGUGCCUAUAUAUGACGUAUAGGUUUGACCGUACGGUGAAAGAAGCACUCUCGAAGACGACAAGAUUGUACACUUUACGAAAAACAUUAUUACGAACUUUUCAAAAAGCCGUUAGAUGUUUAAGCGCGCCGGUACCGUAUAAAAAACGUACUACUUAUCUACCUUCACUGCAACGAGACAAUAUUUAUUAAAGUCUGGGACGUUCACACCCCGCUUACAGGGUUGUUGUUUCCGCGCAUCGGUUCAUUUAUAAUUAUUCAUGAUGGACGCCUCUCUACUGGCAUCAGCCACCACGACGGCCACCGCGCACACGAUCGCCGCGGCCACGUCGACCACCGUGGUGGCCACGAUAACCCGCAGCGUCCAGCGCAAUGGCACUCAUCGUGGAGCAGUCAACGUGCACGGCCGGCUAAUGUACGACGAGAUCGUCAUCAAUGACGUCUGGAUCAACGCCAUCUUGUCUACAUUGGCUCUGUCAUGCGCCGCGUGCGUCUGCCUUUGCUUCUUGUACUGCAAAAUCCAACAGUGGAAACAUGGAGUUCAGCGGAGGAGGAACGAGAAGAAUUCGCGAAAGUACGACGCCGACUCGCUGCCCAGCUACACGAUUGUCACUGGAUUGCCCACGUACGACGAAGCUGUGGAGCGCAUGAAGGGCGGCAACAACUACGGCGGUGGCGCCACGUCCAUCCGAGACAACAAGCCGCCGUCCUCCAAGCACGUGUCCGUGUCUGUGGUUCGCAUCAAGGACGACGUUCCGACCCCGCCGAAGCCCGACCCCAAGUUCGGACUGGUGUCGCACAGCCUGUUCGUGCACGACGACGGGUGCAGCCACUGCCUGUCCGUCCAGGAGCUGUUGGAGACCUACAACGUGCGAUAGGCCUGCUGCACGUCCACCUG
This is a messenger RNA of Diuraphis noxia (Russian wheat aphid), 1537 nucleotides long. RefSeq lists its product as uncharacterized. The record is from RefSeq and is a predicted model, not a curated record. Gene Ontology annotation, biological process: axon guidance. Lineage: Eukaryota; Metazoa; Arthropoda; Insecta; Hemiptera; Aphididae.